Molecule: messenger RNA, 3067 nt
Organism: Acanthochromis polyacanthus (spiny chromis)
Lineage: Eukaryota; Metazoa; Chordata; Actinopteri; Pomacentridae
Gene: drd2l
Product: dopamine receptor D2 like
Exons: 10
Coding region: 564-2036 (490 amino acids)
Biological process (GO): adenylate cyclase-activating adrenergic receptor signaling pathway
Cellular component (GO): glutamatergic synapse; presynaptic membrane
Molecular function (GO): G protein-coupled receptor activity; dopamine neurotransmitter receptor activity, coupled via Gi/Go
Source: RefSeq, a predicted model, not a curated record
GUGUAAAUAUUACAAAUAUAAACAACCUUGACUCUAAAAGUGAACGUGAAAGGUCCUCCUUCUCCGCUGCUCCUUCCAACCACCGACCGUCUCUGUCCUCCUCCUCGGCUUCUCCGUCAGACUCAGCCGCACUGACCCCACCGACACGACGGAGGAGCGGAGCGGAGACUCGGUAUUUACGUGAGACUGACCGAGGUCAAGGUGGGAGGGUGCAGCCUCACAGCCAGUCUGUCUCCCGAUAUUGUUCCUGAGAGGAGAACUGAACUGAAUGCAGGCAGCACUGGUGAGAGAGGUGUUGGAGGCCAAGGAUUUAAUAGACCUGUCAACUGUCUCGAGAGGGGAGCAACGGAGGACGAUAAACACGAGAUUGGCCAGGAGGAGACGGAGAUAAGAAAAAAGGCUGGUGAUUGUAACUGAGGAGAGAGUCGUACAACACAGGAAUGAAGUAGUGAAAGACAUAUUGGCGCGUGUCUGAUACGAAUGGACACCUGUGGAGUCCAUACGUCGAUGAUUCACAGCUGGUUUUGCAGCUUGAGCCUGACCAUGUUCACUGGAGAGAGAUCAUGACUUUACUCAACGAGUCAGACGAGGCCUCCUCUCCCACCUUCCCUCUCCCCUCCUUUGAGCAUAAUUUCUCUGUCCUUGUCACCAAUGACCCCUCAUACCCCUCUGUGUCCUUGCCCUCCUCCUCCUCCCUGCUGACAUCCUCCAACUGCACAAACUCUACUUUGACCACGUCUCCUCCGUACAACUUCUACGCGGUGCUGUUAGUCCUCCUGAUCUUCUGUGUGGUUUUUGGUAAUGUGCUGGUGUGCGUGGCCGUGUCCCGGGAACGCGUUCUGCAGACAACCACCAACUACCUCAUCGUCUCCCUGGCUGUGUCCGACCUGCUGCUGGCCACGCUGGUCAUGCCCUGGGUGGUCUACCUAGAGGUGGUGGGAGAGUGGCGCUUCAGUCUCAUCCACUGUGACAUCCUGCUCACCCUGGAUGUCAUGAUGUGCACCGCCAGUAUCCUCAACCUCUGCGCCAUCAGCAUCGACAGAUACACAGCGGUGGCCAUGCCGUUGCUCUACAACACCAGAUACAGCUCCAGGAGGAGGGUGGCAGUGAUGAUUGCUGUGGUGUGGUUCCUCUCUUUCGCCAUCUCUUGCCCUUUACUAUUUGGGCUGAACAAUACUGCGAGCCGUGAAGGCACCACUUGCAGCUUUGCAGACCCAGCCUUUGUGGUGUACUCAUCUGUGGCUUCCUUCUACGUUCCUUUCAUCGUAACUUUGCUGGUGUAUGCACAGAUUUGCGUGGUGCUGCGCAAACGAGGCAGACGCACCGCCCCACCGUGCAGACAUGGUCUGCUCACUCAAAGCGAAGCCGAGGCAGGGGAAGGCCAGCGGCACCGGAAGAAUAAAUGUACACAACCAGAAGACGUAAAGUUGUGCACAAUGAUCCUGAGACCUGCCACGGCAGCCCCACAGCGCAAGAAAGUGACCCUGGUGAAGGAGGCGUUGGUUCACCCCGUUGAGGUGGAACCAGGUCAGUUCCUUCCACGGACCGAGCAGAGCCUGCCUCCUCCCCCUGCUCCCCAGACCUCGUCCUCUCACUCCAGACGGGCCCGGAUCUCCCUGUCCAUCUCAGUUGGACCUGCCCCUGUUCUUCCCUCAACUGUGACGCGAUCUGCCCUGACACCUCGUCCUCCGACCCUCGAUGACGGCAUGAGGGGCCGGGAGGGAUGGAGGGAACGCAGCGGCGGCAGGGAGAAAUGGUGCAUCACCAAGGAGAGGGUGAGAGGGAGGCUGUCGCAGCAGAAGGAGCGAAAGGCAACGCAGAUGCUCGCGAUUGUGCUCGGUGUGUUCAUCAUCUGCUGGCUGCCUUUCUUCUUGACCCAUGUGCUGAAGGCCCACUGCAGGAGCUGCUGCAUCUCACCCUCACUGUACAGCGCCGUUACCUGGCUGGGAUACCUCAACAGUGCCGUCAACCCUGUCAUCUACACCACUUUCAACGUUGAAUUUCGCAAAGCCUUCAUCAAGAUCUUGCACUGCUAGGCCAGACAUAUAAGAGGCAUCGGCUGUCAAGAAACAGAGAAGAAGCCUGACAUUGGUUUAGGAUUUGAGAGCAGAGAAUAGAAGAGGAGGUAAAGAAUAAGAACUCUGGCGGGUAGACGGAAUGAGACAAUACACUGGACAAGUGAUAAGUCAAAGUGUGACAUGCUUUAAGGAAAAUUAACGAUGAGAAAGGUGUAACUUGUAAGUCUGAUGGCAGAGAACAUGGCAUACAGGGGGGGGGGAAGGGUGACAAUUUGCAGACAGCUACAAGAAACACAAGCAAGCUGGAGGUAUUUAUAAAAAAGCAGACAUGCACUGUGAUGUGUACAUAUAUUUUGAAAAGGGAAUAUGUGAGGACAGAGAAUCUCACCGCAACACCCUGACUCAGAGCCUCCACAUAUGUAAAACUCCCAGUGACGUGACAAUUUUUCCAAUUUGGAACACUUGAUUUGUGUUCGCCGUUGCGACUCGCUGUCGUAUUUUCUUGUAAUCUUGACAAACCAUCUUGUUAUCCGUCCGCAUGUUUUUCAAAGAGGAUUGGAAAGUGUCAAAGCAGAAAAAGAAACUUGAUGUAUAAGUCCAGAUUUAAACUUUGUUUUACUCUCAUGCCCCACUCUUGAUCUUUUCUCACACUUUUUUGACACCUUUUUAAAAACUAUAUCCAGUUACAAUUAUAGAUUUGGAACUGUUUUAAUCCAAUUUAAUGUGUUUUUUUUUUUUUUACUUUAAAGAAGUGUGCAUUCGUAUACAAUUUUAUGUUAUAAAUAAUCAUUUACCAGCUCAGAACUUGUACAGCCCAGUUAUAAACACAGUAGUAUUUUCAUUCAGCACUCAUUUUAUUUUGAAAAUCUCACUGUCCUCAUGAAUUGAAAACCCUAACAAAUUGAGAUUUUAUUUGACCUGAGGCUCAACAUGGACAGUGUUUGUUGAAGAAUAAAGAAAAUAAGUUGGACAGAAUUAAUAAAAAUGUCUGUAAAGUACAAAUGACAAGACAGUGAAUAAAUAAAAGAACAGCUGGUUACAAGAUGUAA